GGGGCGACAGCAGCUGAGGAGGUCAGCGCCCGCGAUCAGCACACAGCCGCCCACCAAUCAGAGGACGUGGUGUGCCGGCGCCUUCAUACACCCUAUCGGGAUUGUGCGCGUGGAGUGAGGAGAGCAGCAGCAGCAGAAGCAGCGAUGGCCCAGGAUGAUUUUGAAAAGGCAGCAGAAGAGGUUAAACAGCUCAAAUUAAAACCAUCUGAUGAUGAAAUGCUGUUGAUCUACAGUCUGUACAAACAGGCAACGGUUGGAGAUGUGAAUACAGAUCGUCCUGGCAUGUUUGAUUUGAAAGGCAAGGCCAAGUGGGAUGCAUGGAAUGAACGUAAAGGAACAAGCAAAGAAGAGGCAAUGAAGAUGUACAUCUCAAAAGUUCAAGAACUGAAAGAUAAAUAUGGCAUGAAUUAAAAUAUGACCUUUUAAAGAAGGCCUGAUUUUUAGUUAACAAUUGUAGAAAAAAGCACUGACUCAUUGAGCUAAUUUGUUUCCUCAAUAAUAUAUGGGGAGAUAAUAUCUGAAUGAAACCAACUGCCUUACUGGUAGCUAUAUUUUGUGAUUAAUUUUGAUACUAAUACAUGGCAGUUCAUAUGACUUUUUGAGCCAUAGUGGAUUUAAUAAUGGCUUUACUGUAAAACUUAUAAGAAAAAAUAAAAUUGCAUCACAACCUUA
Messenger RNA from Carcharodon carcharias (great white shark), 672 nucleotides. RefSeq names its product diazepam binding inhibitor (GABA receptor modulator, acyl-CoA binding protein) (gene dbi). Bases 145 to 411 code for a protein of 88 amino acids. Gene Ontology annotation, cellular component: mitochondrion. Gene Ontology annotation, molecular function: fatty-acyl-CoA binding. Gene Ontology annotation, biological process: fatty acid metabolic process. The transcript has 4 exons. Lineage: Eukaryota; Metazoa; Chordata; Chondrichthyes; Lamniformes; Lamnidae. The record is from RefSeq and is a predicted model, not a curated record.